Messenger RNA from Sinocyclocheilus rhinocerous, 3317 nucleotides. RefSeq names its product dimethylglycine dehydrogenase, mitochondrial-like. Lineage: Eukaryota; Metazoa; Chordata; Actinopteri; Cypriniformes; Cyprinidae. Gene Ontology annotation, molecular function: protein binding. The record is from RefSeq and is a predicted model, not a curated record. Gene Ontology annotation, cellular component: mitochondrion. The transcript is spliced from 15 exons. The coding region runs from base 295 to 2910 and encodes 871 amino acids.
AUUGCAGGUCAACACUGCAGAUAUAACAGAUGCUGAGUGCGUAGGAAAAAAAGUAUUGAAAUGUCAUGUUUUGUUUAUGCGCACUGAAUCAUUCUGUUUGAGUCUGUGUUCAGUGUUUUCUCAUGUAGACUGUGUUAAAUGGUUAAUGAUAAUGAAUCGUAAUUCCCUCACAGACUCUCCGUGUGUUUGAGGCGAGCGGGGGCGCUGCUCGAGCGUGUUUCUGUGUUUGUUUGGGAACUUCGAUCCGAACUCGAGACGAACCUCAAGAAACUACAUUCGCUCUCGCAAAUCAGAAUGCCGCGAAUAUUAAACGCAUUUAACGCUCUUGUGAGGCGAGACUUCAGGAGAAAAACACUGCGCGAUUCUGCACGGAGCUUCGCGACAGAUGACGGAGACGGAUCGGCCGGGGUUCUGGCGAAGCGUCUGAAGGAUUCGGCGGAGACGGUGGUCAUCGGCGGCGGGUGUGUCGGGGUCAGUCUGGCGUAUCAUCUGGCCAAAGCCGGACAGAAAGACGUGGUGCUGCUGGAAAAGUCUGAGCUGACGGCCGGAUCCACAUGGCACGCGGCAGGACUCACCACAUACUAUCAUCCAGGCAUUAAUCUGAAGAAGAUUCAUUAUUACAGCAUUAAACUCUUCGAGCAGCUCGAGGCCGAGACGGGACAGGCCGUGGGCUUCCAUCAGCCCGGCAGCAUCAGACUGGCGUCCACUCCGGUCCGAGUCGACGAGCUCAAAUAUCAGAUGACCAGAACACACUGGCACCCGACGCCACAGUUCCUCAUCGGCCCCGAGAAGAUCCAGCAGCUCUUCCCUCUGCUCAACAUGGACAAGGUGUUGACGGGUCUUUAUAAUCCGGGUGACGGUCACAUCGACCCGUAUUCUCUGACGAUGGCUCUGGCAGCGGGAGCGCGAAUGUACGGCGCUCAGAUCUAUUAUCCUGCUUCAGUCACAGGCCUCACACCGACCGCCGACGGCAGAUGGGACGUCCAGACGCCACACGGAACCAUCCGAGCCAAUCGCAUCGUCAAUGCCACAGGUUCGGCCACACCCACACGACAGACCACACCCCCACAUGAUAGACCACACCUGUUUGUUAGGCCACACCCACAUACGCUAGACCACACCCACACAAUAGACUACACCUGUUUGUUAGGCCACACCCCCAUGUUAAACCACAUAACACAUGUUAGACCAUGCCCUCACAUUAUAGGCCACACCCACAUCUUAGACUACACCUCUUUGUUAGGCCACACCCACAUAUGCUAUUUCAGCUUUUGUCUUCUCGGCCUGCUGUUCGGACCCUACGAGAAGGAGGAGAAGAUGAAGCUGCAGGACUCGUGGAUCAGAGACGGAGUUCCUCCAGGUUUCGGUAAGGAGCUGUUUGAGUCUGAUCUGGACCGGAUCAUGGAUCACGUGGAGAGGGCUAUUGAGAUGGUGCCGGUUCUGAAGAACGCUGACAUCAUCAACAUCGUGUCCGGACCGAUCACAUACACACCUGACCUGCUGCCCAUGAUCGGACCGCACCAGGGAGCCAGAAACUACUGGACCGCCAUCGGCUUCGGGUACGGUAUCAUUCACUCUGGAGGAGUGGGGAAGUUUCUGAGCGACUGGAUCGUGAGCGGUGAACCUCCGUAUGAUCUGAUCGAGUGCGACCCCAACCGCUACGCUCACUGGACCAGCGUCCCGUACCUGUGCGCCAAAGCCAGAGAGUCCUACGGCUUCAACAACGUCGUGGGUUACCCGAAGGAGGAGCGCUUCGCGGGUCGCCCGACUAACCGGGUCAGCGGCGUCUAUGAGCUGCUGAAGGACAGAUGCUCCAUGGGCUUCCACGCAGGAUGGGAGCAGCCGCAUUACUUCCACAAACCCGGAGACGACUCCGGAUACAAACCCAGCUUCAGAAGGACUAACUGGUUCGGGCCGGUCGGCCGCGAGUGUAAACUGGUGAUGGAGGGUGUGGGUGUGAUUGACCUUUCACCUUUUGGGAAGAUCAUCGUGAAAGGAGAAGAUUCACACCGGCUGCUCGACCGGCUGUUCGCCAACACACUGCCAAAGGUGGGUCAAACCAACAUUAGUCAUAUGCUGACCCCACGGGGGCGUGUCUACGCUGAGGUCACGGUUACCCAGACUGCACCUGGAGAGUUUCUGCUCAUCACAGGCUCCGGAUCAGAGCUGCACGAUCUGCGGUGGAUCGAGCGCGAGGUGUGUGACGGUGGGUACGCUGUGAGUGUGUGUAAUGUGACGGAUGAGCUCGGUGUUCUGGGCGUCGCCGGGCCGAAGUCACGGGCGGUUCUUCAGAAGCUGACAGAUGAAGACAUGAGUGACACGGCCUUCAGAUUCCUGCACUGCAGAUCCAUGCAGCUCGCCGGUGUUCCCCUCCGCGCCAUACGCAUAUCCUACACAGGUGACGCUGACCGCUACACGCUAGUCAUGCCAAUCGACAGGACGCAUGCAGAUGAGCGGCUGUCCUCAUACCCUUUUGUGUGUGUGUUUCUGUGUGUGUGUGUGUGUAUGAACUGCGACACGAAUCCUUUAGAAGCCGGUUUGGACUAUUUCAUCAAACUCAGUAAGCCUGCAGAGUUCAUCGGUAAACAGGCUCUGCUGGAGAUCAAGGCUCAGGGUUUGAGCCGGCGGCUGGCGUUCCUCACGCUGCACACAGACGACAUCGACCCGGAGGGGAACGAGAGCGUCUGGCACGACGGAGAGGUGGUGGGGAACACGACGUCAGGGUCGUACAGCUACAGCACACAGCAGAGCCUGGCAUUCUCUUACCUGCCCCUGCACCUGACUCACGCCGGUCAGACGGUGGAAGUGGAGCUUCUGGGUCAGAAAUACCUGGCCACGGUCACUCCGGAGCCGCUGGUCCUCACAGAACCCGCCAGAACCCGCCUGCAGAAGAAGCAGCGCAGCGUCUGACCAUCAUGAGCUCAAUCAGUUUCAUCAAACACACUCAGAACAGGAUAUAAAUCAGCUGUAAGCUACACAUUGAGCUAAAUGUGCCAGAAUAUGGAAAUGUAUAAGUUAAAAGUCUAUGUUAAAAAUCUUUUAAACUGAAAACUGUGAAGAUUUGCUGCUGAAACAUCAUGUCUUAAUGUCCAGCUUCUGUGAAUUAUUUCCAGUCAUGUUGAACUCUGACAGUGUUUUAGACGUGUGUGUUCGUGAGGGAUCAGAUUAACUGACGAGUCUUACAAAGAGCCAGAGAAGAACCCUAAUAAAGCACAAUCUCAGUAUUACAGAUUCCAAUAGAAUUCUAUAAUAAUGACCUGAUUAUUCCUGUAUCUCUGUACUGUUUGUUUUCAUUGCGAAUAAACACACUCUGACAG